Ctenopharyngodon idella (grass carp) is the source of this 1322-nucleotide messenger RNA. It is a transcript of the gene rdh1, whose product is annotated as retinol dehydrogenase 1. The record is from RefSeq and is a predicted model, not a curated record. Lineage: Eukaryota; Metazoa; Chordata; Actinopteri; Cypriniformes; Xenocyprididae. The transcript has 5 exons. Bases 157 to 1140 code for a protein of 327 amino acids.
AGUGUGGUGUUCAUGUUCUUGAGAGAUCUUUAACCCUGCAGUCAACUUGCAGCCCCUGAGCUCUUCAGCACAGUGGGAUCAGGACAGGAGUGGGAGACGGGAAACAAAACAUCUACUAGUUUUCAUGCUGAAGGAGUAUUGUCGACUGCACUAGUCAUGGUGUUCUUCAGCGCUGAUCCGCUGUGCUGCUGGGUUUCACUGGCUGCUCUAGCGCUCGCCGCCGCUGUGGUCUGGUUCUACAGAGACUCCCGUCACAUCACCGGCAUCCACGAGAAAUACGUCCUAGUGACGGGCUGCGAUAGCGGCUUCGGAAACCUCGCGGCGCGGCAGCUCGACCGACGGGGGUUUCAUGUAAUCGCCGCGUGUCUCACCGAACCUGGUGCCUCCAGACUGCGCGCGGCGGCCUCCCCCAGACUGAAGACGCUUCUGCUCAAUGUUACCGACAGCGCGAGCAUCAAGAGCGCGCUGGAGCGCGUGCGCAGCGAGACCGGGGAGAGAGGUCUGUGGGGUUUAGUCAACAAUGCCGGCAUCUCGGUCCCCAUCGGCCCCACAGAUUGGAUGCAGCCGGAGGACUUUACGAAGGUUCUGGACGUAAACCUCAUGGGCCUCAUCGAGGUGACGCUGAACUUCCUUCCUCUGCUGAAGAAGGCCCGGGGUCGGGUGGUGAACGUGGCCAGCAUACUGGGCAGACUCUCAAUCAUCGGGGGAGGAUAUUGUCUCUCUAAAUGGGGUGUGGAGGCGUUCUCUGAUAGCUUGAGGAGGGAUAUGAUGCACUUUGGAGUGAAGGUAAGUAUCAUUGAACCAGGCUUCUUUAAGACACAAGUAACAGAUUUGAGCCUCAUUGAAGAUGAUCUGAAGAAACGGUGGAACAACCUCCCAGCAGAGGUCAGGGGAGCCUACGGGGACUCAUACCUGCAGGACUAUAUAAAGUUGCAGGCGUUCUCCAUGAGGAUUCUGGCAAGUAGUGACCUUUCCAAAGUGACAUCAUGCAUGCAGCACGCUCUUUCAGCACGCUAUCCCCGAACACGCUACGCCGCAGGCUGGGACGCCAAGUUUCUCUGGAUUCCCCUCUCGUACCUGCCUACUUGUAUAGCAGACGUCAUCGUGAACCUUCUAAUGCCUUCUCCAAAGGAGACCUGAACGUCGCUCCAGAGAUUUACUGAACAGGCCACUACAGAUCGCAUGUUGCAGCUCAACAGAUCAAGACAGUCAUCUUCUUAGUGAAUUAAUAAUAUGAAAUAUUCAAAGAGGUAUUUUUGUCUUUGAAACUGUGAUUGCUGUAUGCAACAUAAAUGCAAUCAAAUAAAGAUGUAUUUUAUAUA